AUGUCGCCUCGAAUUGUUCCAGGCGCAGUGGGCGGCGACGGCGACGACAGCGAUGACAAGGAGAAGGAAGAGGAAGCAGAACGCGAACGGCAAGAGGCCAUCCGCGAGGCCGAGGAGCGACGCAAGGAGAAGCAUCGCAAGAUGGAGGAGGAGCGGGAGAAGAUGCGCCAAGAGAUUAGGGAUAAGUACAAAAUUCCUAAGAAAGAAGAAAUGGUGGAACAACAGCAGCAAGAACCCGACAAUCCACUAAUGAGGAAGAAGAAGACGCCCGAGGAAUUGGCCGCCGAAGCGGAGCUCGAAGACCAAGACGAGUUCACGAAACUGAAGAACACCAUCGAAACGCAAGUGAACGAACUGAAGUCUCAAAUCGAGAGCAAGUGCGUGAUGCAGUGA
Messenger RNA from Leptosia nina, 393 nucleotides. Lineage: Eukaryota; Metazoa; Arthropoda; Insecta; Lepidoptera; Pieridae. The record is from the annotation of a GenBank genome assembly.